AACGGAAGCAAGCUCACGUGGACAAACAAACCUUUUGCGUGUGUGUAUGUAUGUAACGGGUGAGACGAGGGCCUUUAAGUCCGUAUAGAUGUGCUGAAACCAAUAACGUGGAUCGUUCGCCACCUCCCUUAGAGGAAUCCGUGCAUAUCAAUGCAAGCACAUACGUGCAUAUAUCUAUGGGGAUUCAUGUGCCUGUUUGUUUGUGUAUGGGUUCUCUCUCUCUUCCACCGUGUGGCCUGUGUUUCUUGGAAAAGACGGAACGACCGUGAAAAGAUAUGUUUUCCGGGGGUGUGUCUGAGGCGGAUCUCCCAGCAGUGUGUACUCGACGGGUUAGGGCCUGGGGCUAGGCGAACUUGCUUCUUUGAAGGCAAGCUGCCGAGUGCCCCCUCUGGUGAUCUGUUUGACCAAGGGAAGAGCUUGUGUCACGAAGGAUUGUGGAGCCUUUGAUCUUUCAGCCGCUUUCGUUUGCACGGGGACAUAGUGGAAAGUCGAGGAGCGCGGCGGCCCUCUGUCAGAUACCAAAACUCGCAAAAGAAGCAGGGAGAAACGCGGCCGAGGAGAACGGAAGAACUCCUCGAAGAACUGGGAAGACGAGAAAGAAAAACGUAGAGAGGGUAUACGCACUGCAGAGGCGAACACGAACGGACACACGGACGCGCCAAAAAGGCAAGAGAAGUGCGCGCGAAAACCGCCAAAGAGAUGCAGAAAGAGCCAACGGUCUGGAGACUCUCAAAAGCCGAUAAUGGUAUACAGAGAUGCGGAGAUUGUAUAUGCAGGAAAUGUCAGUGGUCACGGAACAGUAAAAAACUGUAUGCUGGAGUAACGGCUCAGAGAGGUGAACAAGUGACAGGCACCCCCGGCUACCAACUGCUGCGAAGCCGGCAGUCUGUGUCAAUCAUUGUCAUCCGAAGCUGGACAGAUGAGCAGGCAACAGGAGCGUUUCUGCGGCGAACACAAAAGAAAGCGCUCCACAGACUUCCCGUUGUGCUCGCCGCGCGUCAGUAUCUCAGCGCUCCGAACCUCUCUGAACGAGUGAUAGUGGGAAGGGGCGAGGCAGGAAAAGGAGUCUUCUGGUCUCUCUUCUCUUGUAUUUUCGUUUUUUGCCACGCGGAAAGUGUCUCAAGAAAGACCCCUGCAAAAACCUAAGAUGCUCGAACUCGAACCCCGCUGUCCACUGUAGCCUACAGAACAGGGUGUACUUUCGUUUCCCAGAGUGCAGGCUGUCUUCACCUACAGACAAACCUAGACGCCUUUCCCGCAGGAAACGCAAAUCUUUCGAUUUCCACUCUACCAUAAUACCGACUUCCUGACUUGCACAUACAGAGUAUUUUUACCUGUAAGGCAACUGCCCCUUUCCACGCCUAUCCGUGUGUCACAUCCAUUCUGAAAGAGGCACCUUAAUGUCUUCCUCUCACUCACAGACAGCAAAGCGUUUGUAGCUUCUCUGCUUGCAGUGGUCGCCGCUGCCAUCGCAGAUCGGCUUAUACUCGGACACAGUCAGAGAGCAGCCUUGAUUCGAACACUUUCGGAGGGUUGACGAAGGAAGGCGAGAACGGCAAACCCC
Molecule: messenger RNA, 1564 nt
Organism: Toxoplasma gondii ME49
Lineage: Eukaryota; Apicomplexa; Conoidasida; Eucoccidiorida; Sarcocystidae
Exons: 1
Coding region: 700-1146 (148 amino acids)
Source: RefSeq, a predicted model, not a curated record